Messenger RNA from Ornithorhynchus anatinus (platypus), 3321 nucleotides. RefSeq names its product solute carrier family 38 member 10 (gene SLC38A10). The coding region runs from base 22 to 3321 and encodes 1099 amino acids. The transcript is spliced from 19 exons. Gene Ontology annotation, molecular function: amino acid transmembrane transporter activity. Gene Ontology annotation, biological process: amino acid transmembrane transport. The record is from RefSeq and is a predicted model, not a curated record. Lineage: Eukaryota; Metazoa; Chordata; Mammalia; Monotremata; Ornithorhynchidae.
GCCCGCGGCCCCCGGAAGUGCAUGUGGCCGCCGUCCGGGCCGAGGGGGCCCGAGGCGACAGCUGGGGCGAAACCGGCCGGACGCCCCCCGCCCCUCCCCCACCUGGGUCUCUCCUGCUGGGGGCGGCCGGCGGAGGCGCCCCCUCCCCCGGCCAUGGCCGCCGCCUCCGCCGCCGCCUCCUCCAACUGGGGUCUCAUCAUGAACAUCGUCAACAGCAUCGUGGGCGUCAGCGUCCUCACCAUGCCCUUCUGCUUCAAACAGUGUGGCAUCGUCCUGGGAGCUCUGCUGUUGGCGUUGUGUUCCUGGAUGACCCACCAGUCCUGCAUGUUCCUCGUGAAGGCCGCCAGCUUGACCAAGCGCCGGACCUACGCCGGCCUAGCGUUUCACGCCUACGGAAAAGCGGGGAAGAUGUUGGUGGAGACCAGUAUGAUCGGGCUGAUGCUGGGAACCUGCAUCGCGUUCUACGUGGUCAUCGGCGAUUUGGGAUCCAACUUCUUUGCCCGGUUGCUCGGACUCCAGGUGACGGGCGUCUUCCGGAUAUUCCUGCUGUUUGCCGUCUCCCUGUGCAUCGUACUUCCCUUAAGCCUCCAGAGGAACAUGAUGGCUUCGAUCCAGUCCUUCAGCGCCAUGGCCCUCAUGUUCUACACCGUGUUCAUGUUCGUGAUCAUCCUGUCCUCUCUGAAACACGGCCUUUUCGGCGGGCAGUGGCUACAGCGGGUCAGCUACGCUCGCUGGCGGGGCAUUUUCCGUUGCAUCCCUAUCUUCGGCAUGUCGUUUGCCUGCCAGUCCCAAGUCUUACCCACGUACGACAGCCUGGAUGAGCCGUCGGUCAAGAUCAUGAGCUCCAUCUUCGCCUCCUCGCUCAACGUGGUCACCACCUUUUACAUCACGGUAGGAUCCUUCGGUUACGUCAGCUUCACCGACGCCAUCGCCGGCAACGUGCUGAUGAACUUCCCCUCCAACCUGGUGACGGAGAUGAUCCGCGUGGGCUUCAUGAUGUCCGUGGCCGUGGGCUUCCCCAUGAUGAUCCUCCCUUGCCGCCAGGCCCUCAGCACGCUCCUCUUCGAGCAGCAGCAGAAGGACAGCACUUUUGCGGCCGGAGGUUACAUGCCCCCGCUGCGGUUCAAGGCCCUGACCCUGGCCGUCGUGUUCGGAACCAUGGUCGGCGGGAUCAUGAUCCCCAACGUGGAAACGGUCUUGGGCCUGACGGGAGCCACCAUGGGGAGCCUCAUCUGUUUCAUCUGCCCGGCUCUCAUUUACAAGAAAAUCCACAAGAAGGCCCUGUCCUCCCAGAUCAUCCUGUGGAUCGGGCUGGGCAUCCUGGUCAUCAGCACCUACAGCACCUUGUCCGUGAGCGAGGACCGUCAGCCCGGCGCAGAGCGGGACGCGCCCGCCGCCCGCCCGGGAGACGCCAAGGAGAACGUCCGGCCCAACUCGGCCAAGAUAUCCGUCCAGGACCCGGCCGUCCCGGCGGCCGGCGACGGCCGCGAGAAGCCGCGGCCGGCCGGCGGGCAGGACGAGGUGGCCCGGCCGCAGAUCGAGGUGCCCGCGGACGUGCCCCAGCGGGCCCCGGAGAAGCGCCCGGAGCCGGAGCCGGAGCGGGAGGAGGUGCAACUGGACCGUCCCGACCAAGGCAUCGCCGUGCCCGUGGGGGAGGCCCACCGCCACGAGCCGCCCGUGCCCCGGGACGAGGUCGCCGUGGACGAGGGCCGGGACGGCGAAGGGCGGAGGAAGGCCGGCCCCCCGCCCGAGGGAGCCGGACCCCCCGCCCCGGGCCGGGGCGACGGAGCCGGGGGAGCCCCCGCGCCCUCCGACAGAAAGCAGCGCCGGCCCGAGAGACAGCCCGGCGCCCGGGAGGACGGGAGGGCCGACCGAGACCCGCCGGGGACCCCCAAGGCCGGCGGGCAGCAGCGGCGGCCCGCCCCGGGAGCCCCGGCCGGCCACCCCGACGAGCGGCAGCGGGCCGACGCGGCCGGAGGAGAGGAGCGGACGGCCGCCCGGCCCCCCGGCGCCCCGGAGGAGUUGGGGCGGCCCCCCGGGACCCCCGGGGCCGCCUACGAAUGGAGCCGGCCCCCUUCCCCGGCUGUCGAGGCCGACCCGAGGAAUCCGGCGGCCCUCGGGCAGCCGUCGAACGGUAGCGCGCCCGGCUGCCGGCCGUCAGGUCGGCAGCCUCGGCGGCCCCAGGACGGGCAGAGCCAAGAAGACGCCGGUGGCAAGUUGGAGGGGGUCGGAGGGGGCCGCUGUCUUUCUGCCUGCUUUCAUCCGGUCGAUCCGCCCCCCCGGCCCCGUCCGCUCGGUUCCGCGCCUUUUACCUCGUGCGUUUUGCCGGCGGCCGGGGAACCUUCACAGCUUCCCAAUCUGUUUCUCUUCCCAACGCUUCUCCACGGGACCGAAACGGCCGAGAUUAAAAAGCUAGUCGCAGAUGGGGGCAAGGCGGAGCUGCUGGACCACGCCGUCCUCCUGCAGGUCAUCAAGGAGCAGCAGGUGCAGCAGAAGCGUCUCUUGGACCAGCAGGAGAAGCUCCUGGCCGUCAUCCAGGAGCAGCACAAGGAGAUCCGCCAGCAGAGGCAGGACGAUGGCGACGACAAGGCCAGGCCCCCCCAACGUGCCGACGGGCCGGCCGGACCGCUCCCGCCCCAGAGUAAGGAGACGGAGGUCCGAGACCCGCAGGCCGGGGCCGGAGCCAAGAGGCCGGCGCAGCCGGACGUGGGGGCCGGGCCCCCGGACCCCGAAGAGGGAGGCGGCGGGCCGCCGGAGCCGGCCGGCCCGGGGGACCGCGCCGUCACCGAGCCCGGGCCCGAGCCCGGCCGCCACGGGGCCCGGCUCGACGGAGAGCCGGCCCGGGACGCCCCUCCGGGCGGGGACCGGGAACCGGCGGCGGGGGGGAGAGGGGAGGUCGGGGCCGAGGGGGAGGCCGCCGCCACCGCCCGGAGGGAGACGGGGGCCCCGGGACCCGCGGCGGGGGCCGCGGGGCCGAAGCCCGACCCCCCGGCCGACGCCGGCCGGGGGAGCCGCGACCCCGAGCCGGCGGCAGAAUCUCCGGCGCCGGACCGGCCGGCCCCCCGCCGGGCGGAGGCCGAGGCCGCGGGCCGGGCCGCCCAGAGGCGGCCGGCCCGGGAACCCAAGCCGCAGCCCGAGUCGGACCUGCGCCGGAGGCGGCGGGCCCUGGCCGCGCCCGGGGCCGACCCCCUGGCCCCGGUGGACGCGGACCACCUGCGGGAGGUGCUGGAGGAGCGGCUCCACCGGGAGCUCGCGGGCGCCCUUCCCGUGGUCCGCAGCCGCCAGGUGAAGCAGCUGCCGCCCGCUCGGGAGGAGGCCUAG